AUGGCGAUCAGACGUUUAAAUUUUGCUGCUCAGCUCGAAGAAGUGUCGGCUUACCCAUACCUCUGCUUACGCUGGUACGACGGCAAUACUGUCCGUUCGACCGUCGUCGACCGUCCAACGCCUAUCCUUCUUCCGUCUUUACGUUCAGGAAAGGCGUUUGUGCGAUAUAACAUGCGUUCAACGAACUGCGACGACCACCGUACACGGCGUGGCUGCCAAGGAUGUGUUUUGACGAUCCGCUACGGUAGCCUGAACGCUUCUGCGCUGAAACUUCGGAGUGUUCAUGAAGUGCCUGUCUUUUCCUCAAAGCAGCAGAUGUCGUCCGAACCGCCCGACUACUACAGCAGUUAUAUCAAAUGGGACAGGCUGUACAUCGAACUUGUGAUCGUUUUCGAUACCUCAAUGUUUUAUCAUCCGCUGAACAUCAACGUGGCACUGACCGAUGUAAUUGUAUGGAGGAACCACGACGGUGUGGAAAUGAAUCGCGACGGUGAGCGUACGUUGAGCGAGUUCGCUCACUAUCGGACAGUGAAUCUUGUAAAGUCUGUGCCAAACGACGUCGCCGUCCUCAUCACGUAA
Messenger RNA from Soboliphyme baturini, 579 nucleotides. Lineage: Eukaryota; Metazoa; Nematoda; Enoplea; Dioctophymatida; Soboliphymatidae. The record is from the annotation of a GenBank genome assembly.